AAACUCGCAUACAUAACCCUAACCUGAUGUUUUGUGCUGGACCGGCCGUUGAGUUAUCAGCCGAAACGAGCCCCGCAUUGCUCCGUUCCUGGGUUGCUCCCUGUGUCCCCUUCGGCUCGCAAUGCAAUUGCGGCAGCGAGCGCAACCUCGGCAUGUGCGCAUUGCGGCAUCGCGCGAGCCAUCUCACCCCCAAUGACCCCAUCCCCUUUGUGACCUCCACCUUCCGCCAUCCCGACCUUGAUCAAUCGUCCCGAUCCUUUUUUCCCUCGGAUAUUGCCACAACAGUCACGAAAACCGAAGCCAAUUCCAUUCAACCGCAACAAUCCAACCGACCGCCUCUAACAUACAUACACACGCGCACGGCGACCCGCACCCACACCCACGUCCACGCCCACGCUAUAUCCAUUACCCAUUCGCACUUACACGCAAUUAUCUAGUGAGGGAAAGCCAACGAGCACCCAAACACCACCACCGCCAAAAUGGUCGCCGACACGCUCAUCUACCACCCGGCAGUCUCGCACUACCUCAAAUUCGUCGCCACCACGGCCGGCCGCGACAAGCUGCUGCGCACGCUGCAGUACUUUGCGCGGUUCUACGCGUGGUACCUGCUGCGGACCAACCGCACGCAGGCGUCCAUCCAGCCGUGGGAGGCCAUGAAGAAGCAGUUCGGCCUGGUGCGCAAGGUGCUGCGGGCGGGCAAGAACGUCGAGCACUUCAAGGCCGCCGCCGUCGCCGCCGACGCCUCCAAGACCGCCGACCCCGUCCUGCGCUACACCGCCGUCGGCCGCCAGCUCGGCUACGCCGGCUACCUGUCCAUGGACCUCGCCACCCUGCUCGACGCCACGGGCAUCCGCAAGAGCCCCCGCGCCAAGCGCUUCCAGCAGGAGGCGUACCGCUUCUGGGCGUUUGGGAUCGCUUGCAGCUUGGUCGGCCAGGUGUACACCCUGCACCGCCUGCGCCAGCGCGAGGCGACGGUCGACCGCAAGGAGGGCGAGGGCGUGUUGGAGGGGAAGAGGAUUGCCAUGGAACGCGCGGCUAGCCGGCUGCAGCUCACUUCGGACCUGUGCGACCUGACGGUUCCUCUGUCGGCCCUCAACUGGGUUGGCUUCGACGACGGCUUUGUUGGCCUUGCGGGUACGCUGAGCUCUUUGAUCGGCGUGUACCUGCAGUGGAAGAAGACGGCCUGAGGAGGGUGGGUGAUGCCGCGAGUGUGAGGCAUGCGGGCUAAACUGGCAUUGCGCUUGGGCAUGCUGGAUGGCCCCCAUUACAAAAGUGAUUGCCGGCUUUCGGGGGAUUGCAGAGUGUGCCGUGGAUGGCGGUGGGCGGCUGAUAUUUUUGAUACCUCCGAGUCUUGUUAGCUCUUCUUACCUUCUCAGCUGUGUAUAUCCGGUGUAGUUCAGAGACGAAAUGUAUUGUAAUUCAUAAGCCGAAG
This is a messenger RNA of Chaetomium fimeti, 1432 nucleotides long. RefSeq names its product peroxisomal biogenesis factor 11. NCBI's taxonomy places the organism in Eukaryota, Fungi, Ascomycota, Sordariomycetes, Sordariales, Chaetomiaceae. The coding region runs from base 480 to 1187 and encodes 235 amino acids. Gene Ontology annotation, cellular component: peroxisomal membrane. The transcript has 2 exons. Gene Ontology annotation, biological process: peroxisome fission. The record is from RefSeq and is a predicted model, not a curated record.